AUGAACGUGAACGCCGACGUAACCCGUCUCCUCAGCAUCCUCGCCCAGACCAGCACUACUCACCUCCCCCCACCAGCACCACCAGCACCACCAGCACCACCAGCGCCUCACUCCAGGCCCCAAUUCCCGCCAGCAGUAGACCCGCGGCUCCAUGGCUCGCUUUACCAGCAGCCCCCAGCGCCUAUACCAGUGACGCCGGCGACAGUGACAGUGGUGGACCCGAAGAAUAUCACGGACUGGCCGGCGGCGCUCAAGUAUGUCAUGAACACCAUCUACAGGAACGAGGAGAUCAUGGCGCAGGUCAAGAAGAUGAAGAAGCACCAGCACGACCAUGAGAAGCAGUGGUGGGUCGCGCGAGAGGAACUCGUCAGGAAACAUGAGGCCAGAGUAGAGAGUAACAAGAAGAUCGCCGAACUACUGAAAAAACUCGGUACAAUGCCCACCACCACCAGCAAUCUCCCCACCCCCGAGAGCGAGAAGGAAGAGCUCCGGGUGUUCGACCAGAAGGUGUAUACCCGCAGCGAGGAGAUGGUCAAGCACAUGACCUCCGAGUUUGCCGCGAUGGGCAUCCCGUUCUUCUGCCGCGCGAGCCUGCCGGAGAAGGAGGACGCGGAGCUGCAGGCGCUGAGGAAGCGCGUUGUGGAGCUGCUGGAGGACCUCUGCGAAGGCGAGUAA
Molecule: messenger RNA, 675 nt
Organism: Morchella sextelata
Lineage: Eukaryota; Fungi; Ascomycota; Pezizomycetes; Pezizales; Morchellaceae
Exons: 5
Coding region: 1-675 (224 amino acids)
Source: RefSeq, a predicted model, not a curated record